CUCAAAUUCCAACAUUCAUUCACCCCCAUAUAAUGUAACAUUCCUCCCCGCACUUAAGCACGACAUUGUCCUCAAUGGAGGAAAGAUUAGGAGGCAGAGAAGAAAUUAUCGGACCAAAGGUGAAGAAUGUUGGUCGGAAGUUGAGUGCACUUUGGUGCUAACCACUUUGAAUUUUCAAAAGAAUAUGUUUAUUCAAUCACACCACAAAAAAAAGGAAAAUAAAUUGCAAACCAUAGAGUUGGGAUGCCUCCCAACUAGCACUUCUUUUACGUCUUUAAGCCGGACGGGGAUGAUCAAGUUUCAGCCCAUCCCAAAAUCUCCUUGAAGUUGAGGGUCUCGUCGAUGAGGUGGAGACUCAUGUCACGAGCAUGAAAUGCUUGAAAUGAUGUGGAUGAUGGCUCGUGAAAUUGUUGAGAUUUGAGGCUUCACCCACGAGACCUCUUCUUCUUUCCUUCAUUCUUCUCUUUGACCCACACCAUAUAGAACAUCAUGGAUUGACCACCAUCACAUCCACCAAGAGAGAUAGAUAAUAGUGUGGCCUUGGCUCAGCAAAGAGACACCACAAAGGGGUCCUUGCCAAGCAGCUCCUCAAAGUUUGGUGGGGAUAUCACAUGUAACAUAGGGCCAGUGCAAGGCUCUUGCACCUUAACUUCGUCCUCAGCCUGGAUGCCAAUUUCUUCUUCAAUUCCCCUUCCUUAUUCAGAAUUUGAUUCCUCCCCUUGGAAAAUAUCAAGAACCUCUUCAUCAUGACUUUCUUCCUUAUAUUCCACAACUUCCUCUCUCACCAUUCUUGCUCUUCUUCUUCCAACACGGAUUGGAGAGCAAGUCACCAUGCAAGGUUCUCAAUAAGAUCAGUUUGCAUCUUUUCACUCAUGCUCGUCUAUUUAAGCUCGAGAUAUAAUGGGAAAAGGUGUGGUCGGCUACAACAAGAAAUUUCUAAUCAUGAUCAUCACGAAGAGCUUGACAACUUCUAUCUGCUCCACAAUGUCCUCGUAGCCUUCUUCGUCCUCCUCAUCUUCUAUUUUGGUCACACAAAAGGCGAUCUUGAGCAAGCUACGCAUAAACUUGAUCAAACCACUAUGUUUGCUUCAUUGAGCGCUGAACUGCCUCCUCCAUUGAUUCGGGCCCAAAUGUACACAUUUUACCCCUCAUUUAUUAUCCGUUAUGCUUAGUAGAUCAUCGUCCCUCAACCUAUUUUACGCUAGAUUUUUCUUGUUUUGUUACAAUUCAGGCCCUAGCACGUUAUGGGAAGGUUCGGGACGAGUUUCGGGUCAUUCGGAGAUCAAAAUGAGCCAAGAAGUGGGGGCUGAACCUUGUUCACGGGAUGGAGCUUCAUUUCACAGUCUAUAAGAUCGUGAAAUGAGAUCCCAAACCGUGAAGAGGCAAAUUUCCAGCACGGUUCUACAGGUUACUGGCAAAUUUCCAGUUCACAGUCUCUAAGACAGUGAACUUUGGCCGUAAACUGUGAAGUCGUCAGUUCACUGUCUCUAAGACCGUGAACUGGCCAAUGCGGCCGUGAACUGGCCAACAAGUUCGUGAACUGGGUAUUUUCGGGAAAAUAUGAAGACAACGGCGGGGAGAGAGAAAGGGGGUUGGUAUUUGCAUAAGGAACACUUUCUUUCUCUAGGGUUUCGAUCCAAAACACCAAAGGGGAGUUCUAGAGACUGAGAGAGUGAUCUUGGAGCUUAAUUGAAGGAAUUGAUCAAGCUUGGAAGCAAGAAUCAAGCCUAGAAGAAGAAGAUGAAGAUCUAAAGGUUUCUUUGUAAUCUCUCCUCGCUCUCUCUAGAAACUCACCCUCUUCUCUUGGGUUUAAGAACCCUAGGUCUGGAUUUGGGUUUAAUGUUGAUGUAUGUGACAAACUCCAUGAUUGAUUGAUGAUUUUACUUAAUUGAUGGAUGUUUUCAUGAAUGGCAUGAGUUGGGUUUCCAUUUUCAUGUAUUGAGCUUUUGACCUAGGAGGGAGAUAAUCCCCUUAGAGCCCCUUUUUGCCGUCUUCGGGUCACUCCUAUCGUAUAUUGUCCGGGUAGUCCUCGAGGGAGUUGAUUCGAUCGGCUACCUAGCAUUAUAUGAAACCCUAGCUUGAAUAGAGCACUACCCAUCCAUCGAUUUUCCGUUCUGGAUCAUUCCCGAGGGAGUCCAUCUCCAAACGGUAGUGUAUUUGAGUCGAUCGAGCUAGGAGGAUACCCAACAUCGAUCCAAAGAACGAACCUAGGACGAUUAAACCCAAGAGAGCUCCCAACCUUGUAAACAGCUAGGUUAGUGGUUAGUCUAGGUUAGUUAGUUUAAUUCUAUCAAUCACUAUCCUAGGUUGGCUAGAUAUCGAACCCUAAACCUGAAGUAGGGUAAGCCUAGAUCCUCAUGGUACGAUAAAUUCUUAUUCUUUGCUUGCCCUAUGCUACACCCGGUCGAUCGGGAUGUUGUAGUUAGAACGAGUCAUCCAUUUCACUGAUAAAUGAAGGUUCAGACUGGUCGUGGAGAGUAGCAUAGUUCUGAAGAACGGUUUGUGAACGCUUCAAUGGCUAACUCCAGCUCAGAUGGCCCCUCUGGUUGUUGAAGAAAAUUUUAUUGAUAAGGAAGUGAUUCUCAAAAUUCCCUACGGUAUGGUCGUUCUUCAUAGAAGGGGGUUGGUUAUCCAACUCGAAUCCUUGACUUUCCCCCUCUUGGUUACUCCAUGGUGCUUCGGGGUAACCCCAUUUGGGUGGUGGCAGAUACCCCCACAUGUCAGAGUAGCCAUAGGGAUCCAUGAUUUGAUCUGCAAGAACAAAACAAAAAUACCUUCAAAAGAAAAGGUGGGAAGAAAAUAAAGUAAAAUGACUAAAUUAACAAACUAUGACUUUCUCAAUAAUCUAGAAAUAUCCCUGUUUACGACACCAAAACUUGACUCGCUUUUACUACAACUCUGAUAUGUGGCCAAGUGAAACAACAAAUUGGGAAGCGGUAUAGUGGAAGUAAAGUGAUAAAUUAUCAAGCCUCAAGGCAUCUAGAUGUACUCUUACUCAGCUUCGGUUUGUUAUCUAGCGAAUUGUUGUUUGAAUAUAAGAAACUAAACUACUCUAUGGUUAAUCUAUCUAAUUACAAGUUAAGGACUCACUUGGGUGUCCACCUAGCCACUGGUCGUAUUGAGAUUUAUUAGUUUCUAACUUCUUCCACCCUCGUCUAUAAUGUGGAGGAUCAUUUACUAGACCUUGAAUCUCGAUUAAAGCAAUCAAGUCCCUCUUGAGUCAGUAGUCUAGAGGGGUUUACCCUUCUCUAUCACAACCGAUCAAGGCGUUCCACACUAGAUCUCAUAUAUUGGUGAGGUUUCAACUCAAUACAAAGCAUGAAAUCGACUCACUCUCUCACAAUCGACCCCCUACUUCCAAUCUAAGGUGCUCUAAGUGACUCAAUCUGGUAUUCCAUCUCAUAGUUCAAUAGCCAAAUCAAUAAUCUCGAUUAAAGCAGAUUUGAACAUCAAAACAUGCAUAGAUUGGAUAUGACCUUGAUUUUAUGAAGAAAGAGUACUCAUAGAAUCAUCAAAAACCCAAAUGAAGGAGGUUACCCCAUAAAAGAGGAAAGUGCAUAAAAUCUACUAUAAGCUUCGAUUUCUACCUUCAAGCUUGCUCUUCGGGUUUCCUUGGUAAAGAAAUCCAUGAAAUUUCUCCAAAAUUACCCCUGGACCUUCCUCUGCCUCUAGAGCACCUCGUAGGGUCAUUUGGAACCCAAAAGCUCAGUAUCCAUAUCUAUAUUUGGAAAAAACAACUUUAUUCCACUUUGGUCGAAAGGUGAAACUCGAUCGAUUUUUCUGGCCAAGUUCUUGCUCUAAGUAGAGUUUUGACCCUUAGAUCAAGUUUUGGAGAGCCCAGGCCGAUUUUCUUCCUCUAGAACACGUUUGAAUGGCCAAACGACCUCCGGAUGACCCAAAAUUUGUGCCUGAACCUUCCUCUAAUAUAAUAUGACCUGAAAUACAUCGAAUGAACAUAAUCUAGCGUAAAAUGAGCAAAGGAGACAUGUAAUCAAGUCAAAUGAUCAAGAAACGAUCUAGAAAUUAGCGUUAAAAUAUGUUUAAUUUAGCCUGAGUCAAGUAUCUUAUCAUCGUCUCAACACGGGACUAGGGUGAUAAUCAUCUAAGCAAAGCCUUCUCACUUGAAUUUAACUUCAUUUUAGUUGUUUGUUUAUUUUAAUAGCUUAAAACAACGCUUCUACCACUAGUAAUUUGUAGUUGCUGAAGUAAGGAUAUAUAAACUGUCGGGGUUUGAUGAUUGAAAUAUACUUGCUCUAUACUACACCUGGUCGUAGUUUGCACUUGGGCCAUGAUUGGGAGUGUGUUGUUAGCCAUGAGUCAAGUUCUUCUGGAUUUAUUGCCUUGGAACAUGAUUUUUUAUUCGAAAAAAGUGAACUACUAUUAAUCUAUCAUUUCUUUUCUUGCAUGGUUUGUUUUGACAUAGCUUGUUUGGCUCUUGCUUUUGUUGUUUGGAGUGUGUGCAGGUGGUGUAUGACCCGAAGGCACUAGACAAAACAUCAAUCGGACGCUCCGGCUACUCUCUCGUGAGAGGGAUGAAAGAUAAGAGAGGGAAAGAAUCGUAGUUUGAGUGCAACCAAAAGUUGAAAAAGAAGUUGAAGUUCAAGAGGAGUUCGUGAUAGCGAACGAAUCAACAGAAGAUGGGGAUGAAGCAAGGACCAUGGGGUACUAUAUGUCCCCAUAGGUGGCGUACAUCCAACUUAUAAUUCGAUAUCCAAUCGUGGCAGCCAACAACUUUGAGAUCAAGACCGGUCUCAUCACCAUGAUACAAAGCAACAUCCAGUUUUAUGGUCUUGAAAAUGAGUCACCAAGAGAACAUUCAAUCGGUUCUACAAAUUGACGGAUGGUUUGAAGAUGAACGCAGUGCCACAAGAAGAAAUUAGGUUGCUAAUUCUAGAAGAAAAAUUACAACAAUAACACCUAUAGCAACACUUACAACCCGGGGUGGCGCAACCAUCUAAACUUGCAUAAGCAUCACCGGCUCAUUCGAGACCACCAGGUUUUCAAAGGGCCUACCAGUGGAUAUCAACCAAGAUCCUCGUUUCCCUCAACCAAUGCCUUUAUUUCAAGCAAUAAACCUCCACAGCAACAAUAUCAACUGCAAGAUGGGCAAGGGUGUCAACAACAACAACUUAAACAACCUGACAAGAUCUCCAAGCUCCAAGAUCUUGUGACCACCUUUGUUAGUUUGAGUACUCAAAAUUUUGAGAAGAUUGAGUAGUUUAUGAAAUUUGCUACAUGCAAUUUUUCCUCUUUUGAGGAGGGACUUAGAAGCCAUCAAUUGAGUGUUCAAAACUUGGAGACCCAAAUCGGCAGUCUCACUGAAGUCCUCACCGAGAGACCUCAAGGAGCUCUACCUUCCCAAACUGUGGCAAACCCCAAGGAUCCAAGGACAAUGUUGAGUCUAAGAAGGUGUUUCAAGAAGAACAAGAACAAGCCCUUCCAACGGCGAUCGAGGAAGAGCUAUGGAGGCAAAGAAAGAAGAGUCUAGGAAGGCAUCGCCAAAGCCACCUCUCAUAGGUGAGUACAAACCUCACCUUAAUUUCACAUCAAGAGUUCACAAGGACCGUUUGGAGGAGGAAUUUUCCAAGUUCAUAGAGAGGCUUUGCGCAAUUAGCGAAGUACGCCAAGUUCCUCAAGAAUCUUGGCACCAAGAAAUGGAAAUUUGAAGACCUUGCUUCAAUCUCCUUGAUGGGAGGAGUGAUCCUCCAUCAUCUAGAACAUGCUUCUUGAAAAGAAACAGGAUCUAGCGAGUUCCACUAUUCCCUUAUGCAUUGGUGCAUUUCAUAUAGAAAAAUCCUGGCAGAUCUAAAACCUAGCAUUAAUGUCAUGCCUUUUAAGCUUUAUUAAAUGUUAGACCUAGGU
Linum trigynum is the source of this 5862-nucleotide messenger RNA. Lineage: Eukaryota; Viridiplantae; Streptophyta; Magnoliopsida; Malpighiales; Linaceae. The record is from the annotation of a GenBank genome assembly.